Molecule: messenger RNA, 1794 nt
Organism: Aphidius gifuensis
Lineage: Eukaryota; Metazoa; Arthropoda; Insecta; Hymenoptera; Braconidae
Gene: fy
Product: protein fuzzy homolog
Exons: 2
Coding region: 182-1420 (412 amino acids)
Biological process (GO): vesicle-mediated transport; non-motile cilium assembly
Source: RefSeq, a predicted model, not a curated record
CUAUAUACGGCAGCCGGGUGGGGAGUUGGGGACUGGGAAGUGGGAACAUGCACGCUUGUCGCUUGCUUGCCUCGCCGCGCUAGCAAAAAACAGAAACGUCUGUCAAAAAACAUUAUGUUUACAAACAAAUAAAAUUUAUAUACUCAAAAAGCUCCAAAAAAAUAUAAUUAAUAAAUUAAUCAUGACAGCACAAGUUAUGUGUUUAACAUCAUCUGGAGGUAUUCCAUUAUUUACCAGAAAAAAAGGAGAAAUAAAUGCAAUGACAUUUACAAAAAUGGCAUCAUUAAAUGGUGUACAAAUGUUUUUAAAAUCUCAAAAUAUAAAAUUAAUAAACACACUACUACCAGACAUGACAGUUGUAUGGAAAGAAUUUGCUGAUUCAAUAACAUUAAUAACAAUAGCAAGUGGUACAACAAAAUUAGUAUUAGAUAAUUUUUUAAAUGCUGUAUUUAAUUCAAUGAUAUUUGUUGCUGGUAUUGAUGAAAUUAAAAAUCCUCGUAAUAUUGAAAAGCUAAAAAAAGAAUUACGUAAUUGUUAUUGUAUUGUUGAUAAAUUAUUGGAUUGUCUUGACAUUGGUAAUAGAACAAUUGACAUUGAUUUAAUAAAUAUGUCAAGUAGUAUGAUAUGUUAUGAAAAACAAUUGUUAAAUAAUUGUUUAGAUAUGUUAAUGGAAAAUUUAGAUUCAACAUAUGGUUGUAUAUUAAUUCAUGGUUGUAUUGCUACAGCAACUCAAAGUUGGCUUAAACUUGAUAAAAUUGAAAUUAAAUUAUUAAUUAUGACUGUGUUAUUGGACACUUCAUGUACAUCAUGUGAUUUGCCAGUAUUUUUACCAAAAAUGAGUCCAAAUAUUGCAUUUCGUCUUGUCUCAAUAAUGUUGAUUAAAGAUGUACAUAUUUUAGCACUAUGUGGACCACAUCCAGAGCUCAUAGAAAUUGAAAAAUUAACAAUACAAUAUUGGAAAAAUCAUGUUGAUACAUUGAGAAUUGCUGAAAAAAAUUAUCCAAAAUGUUUACCAAUUGAUUUAACAUUGGAUCCAGCUAUACUUGGUCUUUUACUUGUUGAUAUUGAUAUUGGUAAAUUUAUUGUCAGUAGAAAUUCAAGUCAAUUGAUAAAUCAUCAAAUUGGAACACAUAGAAUUGAUAUAUUAAAAACAUUUUGGUAUGAAGCUGUUGAACCAUUUUUAAUUGAUCAUAAAAAUGAAGAUUUUGAUAGUGAUUUUGUUGUUAAUGAUGAGGAUGAUCAGAAGCAUCAUGCUAAAGAGACAUACUGGUGUUCAGAGUAUCACAAGUGUCAUGCAUUAAAAGAUAAUAAUAAUAUACUUUGUGUUCUUUAUACAUUUUCAAUACCUAAUCAUACAAUGCGACUGAUAACAUCAACAACACUUAAAACUUUAACAACUGAUAAACAAUUAUUAUGGUAAUUUGUUAGGGGUGUUGAUAUAAAAUUUAUUUAUCAUGUUAAUGUUGGUGCUGUAAGUGGAAAUGAUGAUGGAGCUUUUAUAUAAAUUAAUAUUUAAAACAAAUAUUUAAUUAGCAAUAUAAUUUAUUAUUUACAACGUGUAAAUUAAAAGUUUGAAGUUUUGAUAAAUUAUUAUUUUUAAAUUGUGUAUACAUAUAAUUACAGAUUAACAAUUGAUUUAUUUUUUUUUUCUACUAUUUUCUUAUAUUUAUCUAAACUAGUGAUCACAUUUUUUUUUAUCUUGAAUAUAAAAUCAAUGUUUAAUUAUAAAAACAAUGACAUUAUAAAGUGUAAAUUAUAUAUUUCUAAAAAUAAAUAAAUUGAUAUUUAAUUUUG